Messenger RNA from Halteromyces radiatus, 2959 nucleotides. RefSeq lists its product as uncharacterized. The record is from RefSeq and is a predicted model, not a curated record. Gene Ontology annotation, cellular component: periplasmic space. Gene Ontology annotation, molecular function: lyase activity. NCBI's taxonomy places the organism in Eukaryota, Fungi, Mucoromycota, Mucoromycetes, Mucorales, Cunninghamellaceae. The transcript is spliced from 3 exons. The coding region runs from base 66 to 2870 and encodes 934 amino acids.
UUUUUUUUCUCUUUUUUUCUUUCUUUCUUCUUUUUCUUUUAUUUGUCACUUGUUUCUUCUUAUGGAUGAUGCCACCUUUUAGUCACGAUUCAUCAACUUCACCAUCUACACCAUUAUCACCUUCUAUAGACACAACCUUUCGUAGACAUCAUCUAUCAGCGUCAGACAUGAUCGCUGUGGACUUGGGUCAAAACAGUAAUAGCAAUAUCAAAUAUUAUAAGGACAAACCACCUUCUCGGUUCUUCUAUUUCCCUUCACGGACAGCAAGAAAAUAUAGACAACAACCUCGAUGGCUCAAGAUUUUAGUUUUGAUGGCUGGUAUUCUCUUUUUAUUUGGUUACGUGCCUUUCUUCAAAUUUGUUAAGGAAUUUCCACCUUUAGAUUCUUCAAGUCCUUUACCAAUACAAGAUAAGGUCAUCCAACAACAACAACAACCUAUAUACCCAGAAACAGUUCGUGAUCAGAUUAUACUUUAUCGUAUCAUUGGAAAUGACUUACCUCCACGACACAAGGAAGGUCAAACACUUUCUAACCUUCAGUUUAUUUUGGAACAUGAACCAGACUUCCCGAACACUCGAAAGAUCUUUUUACUUAAUCGUAUCUCAAAUACUGCUAAUGAAGCCACCAUCAUUCGCCUUUUGGAUCGUCACAACAAGGAAUAUAUUCGACUACCUUUUGAAGAAGACGUUUAUAGACAAUUAGAUUUUAGACUGGAAGAUUUCACAGAACCUGACUUUUUACAUUCGGAUGACUAUCGACGUUAUAGUAAAGUUGCCAAAUUACGGGCUUUGGAUUAUACUUAUCAUGAUAAGAAUCUAUAUGCUAUGAAUAAUAAUGGUGGACGAAAUACUGCUAUUGAACAUGCAAGAACAAUCAAAAAUGCAAAAUGGAUCAUGCCUUUUGAUGGUAAUUGUUAUCUUAGCAACAAUGGAUUUCAAGAAAUUAAGACUCAAUUGGAUAAUCACGGUGCGACCACCAAAUACUUUAUUGUACCAAUGACUAGACUUUUGAAUAACUCGGUACUUUUGAACAACUUGGAUGAACGACCCAAAGCUCCUGAAGAACCUCAAAUCAUAUUUCGUCAUGAUUCAACUGAAGAAUAUAAUCUGAAUAUGCGAUAUGGUCGACGAAGCAAGUUGGAACUUUUAUGGACAUUAGGUGCUUUGGAAAAUAGACGACUCAGUAGACCAACUGUACCAUGGGAACCAAGUGAACGACCUUAUAGUCAAGACAAAGGGAAUUUUCGAAGUAUUGGAUGGGUAUAUAGAUUAUUCAGCGGCAAUCCACAACAAGAAGAAAAUAAAAAGGAAGCAUCAUCUAUCCGGGCAUUCAAUCGACUAUUAGCUAUUCAAUCAUCAUUAGACAGUUUGGAUGAAGGGAUUGCUCGACGGUAUUAUCGACAGGACAAAAUGUUUUUAUACAAUGAAAAGGAAAUGGCGAAUAUUCGGUAUAGCUAUUGGAAUAAAGAUCAAGAUAUCACAGCAGUUGUUAAAUCCCUGAUGGCUCGUGCUGAUACUAUCAUCGGUGAUCUUUAUACAUACUAUCCAUCUGUAGUAGGCGAACACGAUAUGAUGACAACAAAUGAUAACAGUGACGAAGAAAGCGACGUGACAGAGAAAAACACAUCUCCACCUAUCUCGACACUUGGACCGGAACGCUUAGGCACUUUAUCUCAAAACGUGACAAUAUUGACUUUGGCGCAUUAUUUUGUUGGAAAUGAAAAUUAUGGGAAAAUGGCGGCAAACAUGAUUAGAGUUCAUCUUUUGGAAGAAAAAGCAAUGGCGGAUGAAGAUCAAUAUAGUUCAGCAAGAAGGAUUCCGGAUGAUAGUCAUUUAUUGGACUUUUUAUCAGAUCAAGGUUAUUCUUUCCCUAGUUUGGGUCGAUUGGCAACUGGUACUUCAACAAAACAUCAUCAUGCAGCAUUUUCUUCACCAUCUACCAUACUAGCUAACAACAACAAUAACAAUAAUAACAAUAAUAAUCGCCUUCUCAAUACUUCUGACCUCACCAAAACUGAUCUCUCUUCAUUAUUGGAUUGUGUUCGACUUUUACGACAUAUGCAACUUCUAACACAUAAGGAAUACAUAUAUAUGCAGGCUAUGACAGCAGACUUUUUGGAAUAUUUGGUAACUUCACCAGCAGGAAUCCAUUUGGCUCAAAUGACAGAUCAUCGUGGUGUUCUUUAUGAUCUUCAAGUGACAUCUCUGGCUGCUUUCACAAACGAUGUUCGAUUAUUACUACGUGUAGCUAAUCGGUGUCGAAUGCGGAUUGGGAAGCAAUUCGAUCAAGAUGGUGAACAACCUUACCAGCUCUUACGUCUUCAAUCGAUGAUGAUGAUGCCUCAAGGACAGACAGUACUUGGUGGUAAAGAUACUCCACAACCAUCAUGGCAAGCCUUGUUACACUAUCAAAGUCUCAAUUUGCAAUACUGGACAUCAUUGGCUCGAGGGAUUCAAAACACAAAUGUAGCAAAGGAUAUCUGGCAUUACACAGCAAAGAAUGGUGCAUCCAUCUCACACUCAGUGACAAGACAUCUUCAAACGUAUGCACAACAAGCAUCUCAAUGGAAUGACGAAGAUAAAGCAUGGGCACAGUCAAGAUUACGACCUUUAUUGAUGAUGGCUAAGGUGGCGUUUGAACAUGCGGCUCAAUCAACAUCAGCACAACCUGAUCGUGAUCAAGCUGAUCGACAAUGGAUCAACACAGCCGUGGAGAAAGCAUUGUUUGGAAAUCCAUUUACGGUAGAACAAGAACCUACAAGUUUGGAUCAUCAAGAUCCGGUGAUGAAUGAAACCAUACAAGCCAUUUUGGAUGAUCAAUCAAAGGGUCGCCCCAGUAUAUCUCCCUUUUGGAUGUUGAGUACGGUAUGAUUCCUUUUUUAUUUAUUUAUUUAUUAAAAAGAAAAGUAUUGUUAUAUCCUCCAUUUUAUAUAUUAGAUCUUUUUUCAUCAUUCUACAUU